Austrofundulus limnaeus is the source of this 1674-nucleotide messenger RNA. Its product is annotated as serine protease 23. NCBI's taxonomy places the organism in Eukaryota, Metazoa, Chordata, Actinopteri, Cyprinodontiformes, Rivulidae. The record is from RefSeq and is a predicted model, not a curated record. The transcript is spliced from 2 exons. The coding region runs from base 294 to 1499 and encodes 401 amino acids. Gene Ontology annotation, molecular function: serine-type endopeptidase activity. Gene Ontology annotation, biological process: proteolysis.
GAUGAUGAUGAUGACGCUGUCACGUGACACCUCGGCUCGGGGUUCCUCCGGACCCCUGUGCGCGCGGCGGAUGUGACACUCCGGAGCUCCAGCAGUCGGGAGAACCUCCUCCAGCGGGAAACAAUGACCCAGCUUGUUCUGUCCGAGCCGAGCUGCUUCCUCCUGUGGACCGCGCCGAACCGCCCCGGCUCGGAUCGAGUCUGCAGCUCCUGAGCGGGAUCACCGGUGUCUGCUGCGACCUCAGGGGUGGGGGGGUUCAGCCUCAGGACCACCUGCUGGGGGGAAGAAGAACCAUGACGCGCUCCGGCGCCGCGCUGCUCCGGUUUACCUCCCUCCUGUGUUUCCUCCUUCCAUCCUCCUCCUCCUCCUCCUCUUCCUCUCGACCUUGGUGGGUUCUCCAGCGUGUCCCUGUGGUCCUGCCUCAGCAGACGGAGGCCCGCCCCGCCCCACAGUUCCUGCACCCGGCGCACCUGGAGGUCACCUCCCACUGUGACCUGGAGUGCCACAAAAAGGCCCCCCGCCUGAGCUACUGGGACCUGCGGCACCUUCUGGCCUAUGAGACCCUCCAUUCCAAUGGUCAGCUCACCGAAACCGCCGUGGGGAUCUACGGCUACAGCCCCAACUGGGACACCAGCCCGGCGUACGGGACCUCCGGGCAGACCAAGGGCUCGCGUGUCCGCAGGAAACGACAGAUUUUUGGCCACGAUGGGCGGUUCAGCAUCGCGGGGCAAGACUUCCUGCUCAAAUACCCGUUCUCGGUGGCGGUCAAACUGUCCACCGGGUGUUCGGGGACCCUGGUGGGGGACCGCCACGUCCUCACGGCGGCCCACUGCGUUCACGACGGGAAGAACUAUGUGAAAGGAGCUCAGAAGCUCCGGGUCGGCUUCCUGAAACCAAAACGAGACGCGCAGCACUCACCCGGGCACCGCCUCUCGAACUUCACCAACCACGUGGAGGGAGGCCCGCCCCCCUUCGCCCCGCCCACCAACGACAGGAUGAAGUUCCAGUGGAUCCGAGCCAAGCGUACCCACGUCCCCAAAGGUUGGGUCAAAGGGAACGCCAACGACAUCGGGAUGGACUACGACUACGCUUUGCUCGAGCUCAAAAAGCCCCACAAACGGCGCCACAUGAAGCUCGGCGUCAGCCCCCCCGCACGCCGGCUGCCCGGCAGGCGGGUCCACUUCUCGGGCUUCGACAACGACCGCCCGGGUCGACUGGUGUACCGGUUCUGCCUGGCCGGCGAGGAGACGCCAGACCUGUUGUACCAGCACUGCGACGCCCAGCCGGGGGCCAGCGGCUCYGGGGUCUACGCCCGGAUGUGGGACGGGCGGCGGCGGCGCUGGGAGCGGAAGGUGAUUGGCGUGUUCUCCGGGCACCAGUGGGUGGAGCAGCAGGGGGCGUCGCAGGAGUUCAACGUGGCAGUGAGGGUCACGCCUCUGAAAUACGCACAGAUCUGCUACUGGAUCAAAGGGAACUUCGUGGACUGCAGGGAGGGCUGAGGACGGCCGUCCUCGCUCAGGCUCCGCCUACUCACGAUGCUCCGCCUUGAAGCCAAAUCGUUUGCUUGUGGAAGCCCCGCCCAACUCGUUAACAGGUUGUUACGGAGCCCGCGAGGGGACAUGGGAGAUUUUUUUCUUUUGCGUUCCCUCGCAAUAUUGUUUUGCGUUCCCACGC